GCGUGAGGGCCGGCGCGUGAGGGCCGCGAUGGUGUUCCUGACGGGCCGGCUCGGCCUUCGCAGCCGCCUCACCGACCGCUUCUGGAGGGUCCAGGACCUGCUCCGACACGCCAGGCACUUCCGCGGAAGGAAGAACCGUUGCCCCAGGUUGGCCGUCCGAGCCGUCCACCGAGCCCUGGUGAAAUGUACCAAAGCCCGCAGGCUGAAGAAGAGAAACAUGAGAACGCUGUGGAUAAAUCGGAUCGAAGCCGCUUCGCAGGAGCACAGCAUGAACUACACAAGAUUCAUCUCCAAUCUGCUCAAGUGCCAAGUGGAGCUCAACCGCAGAGUGCUUGCCGACCUGGCCAUCUACGAGCCCAAGACCUUCAAGUCCCUGGCGGCCCUGGCCCAGAGGAGGGGGCAUGAAGGUUUGGCCGCCGCCCUCGGAGACGGGAAGGAGCCCCAGGGGGUGUUUUCCCGGGUGGUCUACUACUGGUGAGGCGGACACCCGCCUGCUGCACGGGAUGGCCCACAAGGGGAGGAAGCCAGCCCCCACGGUGGGGACGGGGCGCAGUGGAACCGAGCGGGUCGUAGCUUGGAACACGGACCGGUGCCGGCAGGCGACCUUCCCUUCUCGGGCCGGGCCCGGGCCGCCCAAGACCAAGACUCACUGUCGGGUUUCGGCCGGGAGGAUGAGACCGAAAAUCAUCUUUCGCGGGCUUGUCGGUGUAAGCAGCUUGUGAGCCCUGAACAGACGGUGAAAAUAAAGGUCUUACAAUAUA
This is a messenger RNA of Tachyglossus aculeatus (Australian echidna), 761 nucleotides long. RefSeq names its product mitochondrial ribosomal protein L20 (gene MRPL20). Gene Ontology annotation, cellular component: ribosome. Lineage: Eukaryota; Metazoa; Chordata; Mammalia; Monotremata; Tachyglossidae. Gene Ontology annotation, molecular function: structural constituent of ribosome; rRNA binding. Gene Ontology annotation, biological process: translation; ribosomal large subunit assembly. Bases 29 to 478 code for a protein of 149 amino acids. The transcript is spliced from 4 exons. The record is from RefSeq and is a predicted model, not a curated record.